GCCGGUCUCAUGCUGGCGCUCUGCCACCGCCGCGAAGUGCCUCGACGGCACCGACUCCGGGUCGACCUCCCAUGCCGGCCUCUCGUAAAGGAGGGAUCACCCGAUCUCGAGCCAUUCCCUCUCGUCCUCGCCAAGACCCAGUGCCCCGUCUACAUUGGCGACGAAUCAAAGAGCUACGAGGAGCGGAUGGGGUGCUUUUGCCGCGUUUCUAAGAUGAGGGAUCACGUCGAACGUACCAGAGGAGAAAAUCUCCUGUCGCCACCCCGUGUGCCAGUCUCAAGGGCUCGUCCUCAAACACUUGCAGCAUUUCAAAAGUCACGUACAGACCGUCCACGGUAUCAGCCUUCGAAAGUGAGAGAAUCUCCUCGUCAUUUCAUCUUGCUACUUUCCUCUUCGAGCUUCUCCUAUCAGCAGAUUUUCCACUAUCAAAGGAGCAACUAAUGUGUUUAUAUCCUGUCCCUAAUAUUCUACCUCCAUAUAAUAUCGAUAUCGCUCCGCAUCUCAACCCCUCAACCCGCGAUUCCGACAUCAAAUCCACAUUAAUCAAACAAUUAGGAGACAAGGGUUCUGGCGUCUAGGGAAUGCG
Molecule: messenger RNA, 586 nt
Organism: Hyaloscypha bicolor E
Lineage: Eukaryota; Fungi; Ascomycota; Leotiomycetes; Helotiales; Hyaloscyphaceae
Exons: 2
Coding region: 10-441 (143 amino acids)
Source: RefSeq, a predicted model, not a curated record